ACGUUGAGAGGGGUGGCAGACUGCCAACGCUUCGAUCAGUGCCGUCGGGAUGUCUUGGCAGCGGACGCCGGCUCCUGGCUGGUCUGAUCAGCACUGAACUGUCCGGGGUGUGUACGGCGUGUUUUUUAUGUUGUUGUCGCAAACAGGGCGUCGCGAGUAGCACGAGACGUAACAGACUUUUUCAUCCAGCCGUUGCAGUGACUGCACCAACAUACCAAACCCGUACUGUGGUCCACCUCAAGGAGGAAACUGUCACCUCUGCGCCGACUGAAACUGCAUCAUCGUCUGAAACGAGCAGAGACAAUCCACAAAACACCAGAGAGGAGCUGCAAACUGUGGGAACAAGAGCUAGCAGCAGGCUAACGUGCGUUAGCUGAGGACGCUACGUCAAGAAGUUUGUUGUCAAGCUACCGUUAACAACUCGAGAUAUCAGAGGUGUUUUCACCACGCGUUUCUGGUCAAAGUACUACUUUAGAUGUGGUCGUUGAUAUCCGAGUGACCCGGGACAGGAGACAGUGGGGGUAUGAUGCAUUUUGUAGUAACAAAAGUUAGGUAACAUCAAGCUAGCUCGCGAGCCAUGCUAGUUUUUGUGACUCAGUGGCCGUUGAUGAAUGUAUCGUUUCACAUCGGGUGUUGUCUGUCUGUCUCACCGAAACGCUGCUGAUGACUCGUUUGUGACCAGAGAAGACACUUUUCGUCUUGUCUCCUGUCACGUCUGGGACAAAGCCACUGGACUUUAUUUGACAAGAGUACCGUAAUUUGGAUUUCUGUGGCAGUAUCAUCAUGGGGUCCCUGAAGGCUCUCCAGGAGUGGUGUCGGAUUCAGUGUGAAAAUUACAACGACGUGGAAGUAAAGGACAUGUCAACGUCCUUUCGGGACGGUUUGGCGUUUUGUGCCAUAAUACAUCGUUACAGACCAGAACUGAUAGACUUUGGCUCGCUGUCUAAGGAGAAUGUCUACGAGAACAACCGACUGGCGUUUGAAGUGGCAGAGACACAGCUGGGGAUUCCUGCCCUGUUGGACCCAGAAGACAUGGUGUCCAUGAAAGUGCCUGACCGGCUCAGCGUCAUCACUUACGUCUCUCAGUACUACAACUUCUUCAACAACAAAUCUCAAGCAAACCCGCCUUGCAUGAAAAGGCUGAGCUCCGCCGGUCAUAAUGAGCCAGCCCAGAAAAGGCCCCCGACCCCUUUAGAAGAAAAAGUGGUUGAGUCUGAGCCGAGCCGGCCCGCGCAGACAGGUGUAGAAGCAAUCAAGCGCAGCAUGCUCAGCAGCACCUGCGCUGCCUGCCAGAGACACGUCCACCUGGUGCAGAGGUUUCUGGUGGACGGCAAGCUCUACCAUCGCAACUGUUUCAGGUGCACAGAGUGUCACAGUACUUUGCUUCCUGGAUCUUACAAAUUAGGAAGCGACUCUGGGGCCUUGGUCUGUACACAUCACCUUGCAAGGCACGCUUCAGCCAAUCAGAACGGCCGGCCAGAUCUUAGUAAGAAACCAGCGGUCGGUCUGUCUGCCAGGAUUGGUCGCAGCACAAUUCCUCACACCCCGCCCUCUGAGAGGGACCAGGCAAAGACUUCUUCUCCAGUAAACCAAACAAAUGAUACUGAGAUGCCCGCCAAUGACUCUGCCACAGUCGCUGCCGUUGCAGCAGAUAUAGCAGAAUCUUUAGAAAAAACAAAAGAGAUGGACGACAGUGGAGCGACGGAGGAGACGCCACAUUCUUCUCCUCCAAACCCUUUUGAUGAAAGUGAUGAAGAGGAGGAAGAGGUUGAGAAAGAGGAAGAUGCUAAGACACCAGCUAUUGUAACGACCAACGGUGACCUCCCUUCUACACCUGUCAGUCAUCCUGAAGGUGUCGGUAGGCCUGUACCGGCACCGCGCCGAGUCUCUGAACCCACCCCUCCUCCUCGACCUGCCCCUCGUAUCCGGUUACCCCGUACAGCAGAUGCCCUUACAGGCGAACACCUGAAGCCUCCGACUCCUCCCAAACCUCGAGAAAGGUCACAGUCUCCUGGAAGCCUGUCCAGUGGCUCCCAUAAACCCAAAGACCCACCUUGGCUCGCCCUGGUCCAAUCAGAACCCAAGAAGAAGAAAGCCCCUCCCCCUCCCCCUGCCGGACUGGCAACCCCUCCCAACACAGGCUCUCUGUCCUCUCUCAAAGGGGAGGGCUCCAGACCCAGCACGCCCCCGCCGCCCUCCAACCCAUUCGAGGAUGAUGACGAUGAAAAUGAGGAGGUAGCGGAGGUAGAAGAGGGCAGCGAAGGAAGUGCGAUUCCACCCACAGUUGUGGCUAGUCACCCAUGGUACAGCAUCACUCAGGUGACUGAGGCGAAGACAGGUGCAGACACUCCUCCUAGUGGAGGAAGCUCGUCCCGCUCCGCCAGCCCUGGGAGCGCCAAGAGCAAGAAACGUCCAGCACCUCGUGCUCCACAGCCGCCUGCAGGUCACAAAGUUUUCUCUCACUCUCAGCCCUCCUCUUGCUCUCCCUCUCCAGCUCUCAGCACAGAGAGUCUGUCGUCUGGCUCGGACCACAGCUCCUCCCAUCCCCCCUUGAGUGGCAGUGCCAGCAGCGACCAGGAACACGCCUUCACCAAAAGUGUCUCGGAGCCUUCCAUCUGUUCGCCGUGCGACUCUACGUCGUCUCCUUCCUCCUCCUCGACCGAGCGUCUGCCUCACUCUUCCCUAAGCCCCUACCCUUCUCCCAUGCCAUCGAAUGCCAGCUCAGCUCCAGCUACCCCGCAGACGAGUCGCAGCGCUGCUCCGCCACGACCCCCGACGGCCCCCAGCCCGCUGGCCUCAGGAGCCAUCCAAUCACACAAUAAGCGGAUCUGUAAGGAGAACCCGUUCAACAGGAAAGCUUCUCCCUCACCUGCUAAAUCCAAAUCCAAACCACCAAAAGGCCCUCGUCCUGCCAGACCCCCGGCCCCCGGCCACGGCUUCCCUCUUAUCAAACGCAAGGUGCAAUCAGACCAGUACAUCCCAGUAGAGGACAUCCACGGGGAGAUGGGUCAGCUGGAGAAGCAGCUGGAUGAACUGGAGCAGAGGGGAGUGGAGCUGGAGAAGAAGCUGAGGGACAACCCUAACGAUGAGGACGAGGAGCGGCUGUUGGUGGACUGGUUCACUCUGAUUCAUGAGAAACACCUUUUAGUACGACGUGAAGCUGAGCUGGUUUACACAGCAAAGCAGCAGAACCUGGAGGAGAGGCAAGCAGAUGUGGAGUACGAGCUGAGGUGUCUUCUCAACAAACCAGAGAAAGACUGGACAGAGGAGGACAAGAGUCGGGAGCAGGAGCUAAUGGCUGAGCUGGUUACCAUCAUCGAACAGCGCAACCAAAUUGUCAACAACAUGGAUCAGGACAGGCAGAGGGAAGAAGAAGAGGAUAAACUCAUGGAAGCCAUGCUUAAGAAAAAAGACUUCCACAAGGAAGCGGCGGACAUUGACCAGCAGAAGAAAAAAGGAGCAAAGUUCAAACCCAUUAAGGUGCUCAAGCGGCUAAGCCAUAAAGGAGAACCGGGGAAGAGCCACAGCCCGCGCAAGGAGAAAUCACCAUAGCAACGAUCCGUUCCCCUCUAAGAGGAUACGAGACUAUUUUAACAAGACUAAGGAAAAUAUGAAAGAUUUAAGAAAAGAAGAUGAGGUCUCCUUCAGCUGUUUCGUUAAUGACUCAGAAUCGACUCCCCGCUCACAUUUUACUUGAUGCUUUUCCAAAAAGUCUCUGCGGUGACUAUUUUCAGUUGCCUUCGUGUGUUUUAAAGAAACGAUAUAAAACCGUUUUUAAGAGCCGACGUGUGUGCGAGCUCUGACCUCUGAAGCUAGUCGAGUGUAGAGUAGGUUUCUUAAUUUCUGCACUGAUUUGUCCCGUGUUGCUUCCCUUUCUUUUAUCACGGCACAGCAACGGUGUGACCGAUGAGUUUUAGCGAAAUCAGUCGGAAUUAAGUCGAUCCCGAUAUCUGAGUUUUUAAUCUGUUUUUGACGUACGCUCGAUGGAUAUCCGUAUCUUUUGAUUCCAAAGUUAAGCAGCUGGAUAUCUGAAGAGUUUUCGUGUCGUGUCUGGUUUGAGCCUGCGGUACGUUUUUUUAAGAUGAGCUCCGCUUUAAUUCUCGCAACAUCUACCCCUGAAAUGCUUUAUCGACAACAGAUAUCUUAGCUCUCCUAGCUGCUACGUUAUGACUGUUCAUUGUUUCCUUUGCUUUUUAGUUUCCUCACUCCUUCCUCUCUGCAGCGGCGUCAUUUUUGUAAAUGCAUUUCAUAAAAGAUGCAGAUGAACAUAGUGUUAACGGAUUUGUUUGGGAGACUCAAAAUCAGAUUAAUUUAGAAAAUGUGAGGUCUGGAGGAGAGCAUUAUAGACUGUCAGUAUGAAAGGUCAUACAUGCAAUAAUUAAAACUUAGAAAAAGCAGAUAAACAGUAUUUUAACAACUGUAGCGAAUACCAGCUUAUAGCAGUUUUAACAUUUGGGGAAAACCUAAAUAUGCAAUCAUUAAUUUAGAUUUUACUACGCCUCUGUGUAUGUUUCCAUGUUUUGCCUUAAAAGUGGAUAGAAAAAACGUGUUAAUAUUGUUUGUACGAGUGCCAUUUAUUUAAUUUCAUACGUGGAUGAGUGUCAAUUGUUGGAGCUAACGUAAAUGUCGGUAUGUUUACUCACGCUCUUCCUGUUCUGUCAGUUAGACUGUCUGUUUGUCCUCCAUUUAAAAUGGUAAUCUGUCGUGUCUGUGUCUCCGCUCUGUGCCUGUCUUCCUGCGUGGCUGAAACCAAGGGCUUCUGUAGCAGGAUUAAACAAAAUACUGACACUGGAAGGCAGAGAAAUAAAAUAACUUAAUACAAGCA
This is a messenger RNA of Plectropomus leopardus (leopard coralgrouper), 4825 nucleotides long. It is a transcript of the gene micall1a, whose product is annotated as MICAL-like 1a. Gene Ontology annotation, molecular function: protein binding. Lineage: Eukaryota; Metazoa; Chordata; Actinopteri; Perciformes; Serranidae. The record is from RefSeq and is a predicted model, not a curated record.